AUGGUGGACAAUGUGCAUAUGAUGCUGGAGAAAUGGAAAGAUCAUGAAGGCAAAGAAAUAGAGGUCUUCGAAGAGUUCACACUGUUGACAUCAGAAGUGAUCUCAAGAACAGCUUUUGGAAGCAGCUCUGUCGAGGGGAGGAACAUUUUCGAGAUGUUGAAGGAGAUGGCUGUAUUAACAUCCAGAUAUGCUUUCAAAGUGAGGCUUCCUGGCAUAAGUAAGAUAUGGAAAAUGGCGGAUAAGAUCGCGGGCGAGAAGCUUGAGAAAGGAAUUUGCAAUGAUAUCAUACGGAUAAUCAAGAAGAGGGAGGAGAAAAUUGCUUCAGGGGAGUCAGAUGGGUUCGGCAACGACUUCCUAGGAUUACCCGUACAGGCUUUUCUUGAAGAGGACAGGAGCAAGAAAAUCACAGUCGAUGAAUUGGUGGUUGAAUGCAAGGCGUUCUAUGUAGCUGGACAAGAAACUACAAACGCUACGCUUACAUGGAUGGUGUUCUUCCUUGCAGUUCAUUCUGAAUGGCAAGAAGAGGCAAGAAAGGAGAUGACUAUGAUCAUCAAUGAGUCACUACGAUUGUACACUCCAGGGAUUUCAUUGAACCGCAAAGUUAACAGGCAAGUAAGGGUUGGGAAACUCAUUGUUCCUGCCAACAUGGAGUUUUGCGUAGCGAGCCUCAAGGUCCAUCACGACCCUAAAAUAUGGGGAGAAGAUGUCCAUCUCUUCAACCCUGAGAGGUUCUCGGUAGGCGUCGCCAAAGCCACCGACAACAAUCCAGCCGUCUUCUUGCUGUUUGGGAUGGGUCCUCGGAACUGUGUGGGGAUGAACUUUGCAACCACUGAAGCGAAGAUUGCCCUUUCAAUGAUCCUCCAGCGAUACAGCUUCAUGCUGUCCCCUACGUACACUCACUCACCCUCUGAGCUCAUCACAAUUCGCCCACAGUAUGGACUUCACGUGAUUCUUCACCCACUUCAGAAAGAAGAUUAA
Punica granatum (pomegranate) is the source of this 978-nucleotide messenger RNA. The record is from RefSeq and is a predicted model, not a curated record. NCBI's taxonomy places the organism in Eukaryota, Viridiplantae, Streptophyta, Magnoliopsida, Myrtales, Lythraceae.